Molecule: messenger RNA, 2628 nt
Organism: Ailuropoda melanoleuca (giant panda)
Lineage: Eukaryota; Metazoa; Chordata; Mammalia; Carnivora; Ursidae
Product: collagen alpha-1(I) chain-like
Exons: 2
Coding region: 1100-1873 (257 amino acids)
Source: RefSeq, a predicted model, not a curated record
UUUUGUUUUUGCUGUUUAAUGUCACAUUCCUCCAGGAACACAGAUACUUGAGGCCCUGCCCCAGGCUUGUCUAGACAGGUGUGCAUGCCUGACCCUUUCUUUCCCCUUUGCCCUGGCCCUUCUUGGGAAAACACAGCACAGAGGGUGGCGGUGUCUCCUUCGGGGAGUGGGAGGCAGCUGGAAACCCGUCCUGCAGAUGCUGGAGGCAGGAACAGCAAGACCAAGCUUGAGCCUGGGCUCCAAGCCUCGGCGCGAUCUCUUGGGACUUCACUUACAAAACACACAUUGAAAGAUAAGAUGGCUAAGAAUUUCAAGGUGAUGACACAGAGCAUGAGAAGCCAGACAGGGCAGCGCCUGGCUCCCCCUCCUGACUGAGCAUGGCCCGGCGUGAGAGUCCUGGCCCAGGGCCCGUGAGGGGCACGGCCCUCCACACCAGGGAGUUGCUAGUUCAAGGAGCAUGUGCAUUUGUCAUUUUGAUAAGCACUGAUGAACUGCCCUGCACCCAGGUGUGUGCUGUGCUCUCCUGUGGAGGGCGAUGCUGAGAACUAGGGGUGCGACUCCCCAUGAGCUGUGAUCCCACACGGUGAGCACUCUGCGCCGUGUUAAUGCUCCCCGGCACUGGUUUAUUCUUCUGGGACCGCCCCUAGCGGUGUAAAUAUCAGGUGGAAUUUGACAGUUCCUUAUUUCCACAGCGUUUGUGUUUCGGUUGGUCUGGACAGUCCCGGAGACUCCGAGUGCUAGACGGUGAAGGGUCUGACUCAUAGGCGCUUACCCAGGUGUUUCACAGGUGGGCGGGAGGAAGGGGAGCCCGGGUCCGAAUCCGCCUGGCGCAGGUGACCGAGCCGGUAGCUAUGGGCAUGUGUAUUGUGCUUCAGUCAGGGGCCUUUGUCUAUACCGGUGUGUUUACACAAGUGACACACACGGGGUAGAACACGGACAACAAUGUUCUGCCAAAGGUUUACAUUUUAUCCACCAAAUUUCUCCCAUUUUUGUGUCUUCCCUGUUACUAUUCUGAAAUUCGUCCGUAUUUUCCUCUUCUAUAAAGGAAAGCGUCCCUCCUGUGACGAAUCAGGUGAGUCAGGCACUCAGGUGAAGUGCAAUGUUCUGCGGAAGAGGCCGAGCCGUCGUGUCGGUCCUCGCGGGGCGGACCGGGCAGGUGCAGGCCCGGGAGGCCGACUUCAGUUCAGUACAGAGGAACCGUCUCUCCAUCGGAGCCGCCCAGCCAGACCCCACGGACCGAGCGGGUUUUCCGUUCUUCCCCUUGCUGGACCGUCACGCCGACGCCGAGCAGGAGCUUAGCCAGGUAACCCGGUGGUCCUUAGCUGUAGGAUCCUGCAGGAAUGUAAUUGCUUUCCCCAUCUUUCUCCCCCGGUCUAGUUCGCCUCCUUUCCGUUCCCCUGGCGCCUUCGCUGUUCGCCCACACGGCGGCGGAUUCGCAGGUGGAGGCCUGAGCGCGCCCCGGGUUUGCCCAGCAACAGUGACGUCACGACCCCGCCGCCGAGAAUUGGUUGCCGGAGCCUCUGGGGGGCGGAGAAGAGGCGGCGGGAUCCGCGGGCGGAGGCCCGAGCGCGUCCCGGGUCUGCCCGGCAACAGUGACGUCACGGCCCCGCCGCCGAGAAUUGGUUCCCGGAGCCUCUGGGGGCGAAGAAGGGGCGGUGGGAUGGCAGAGGAAACUGUGCGGGGACAGUCGCAUUCUGGGAGCUCUGGCACAGGGAUGCCCCGUUCCGGCACCUGGAGGACCCUGCGUCUACACCGGAGUGUAGAGAAGCUUGCACCCGAGUGUCGGAUGCCAAUUCGGGCCUCGGUCUCUCUGAGUGUGCCGUGGGGGCUAUCCCCCGCCUCCACCCCUGGGCGCGACGUGAGGAGUAGCUGAGACAGGGGACACGAGGUGCUAGGCCUGUGUCUGGCCCCUUUAGGACCAUGCUAGCAGCCGCUGUGCGCAGGAGGUGAGGCCGGGAGGGCAGGACUCUGUCUUGCCGGCUCCCCGCUGCGUGGGUGCAGAACAGAGCGAGCGUGCUGGAGUGGACCCCAGCCUCUGUGCUCUGCUCCCCAUCGCUUCCUGCGCUCUAGCCGCAGAGUCAGUAUCGGCGCUUGUACUCGGUCUGCGUCACAGCAAUCUGUGGACUCAGACAUCAGUGCUUUCGAAUUCUGGAUGAGGGCUUUGUGUGCCGAGGAGGGGCUUCAGGGGUCCGGGGUCGGCGCAGCUCUCCUGAACGGGCGGGGAAUGGCUUUGCUGCUUUUCAGGGCCCGGAACCAAGGUACAUCCCUGCAGCCGGCGUCCCCUCCCUCCCCUCCCCGCGCCCGCCUCUCCCGGUGACCGCGGCGCUCGCAGGCGCAGGAGCAGUGUCCUUGUCGAGCUCCACCGGCCUGCCUGCUCCCGGAGGGGACGCGCGGCUCUUCCCCACGGUGACGCUGGGUCUCCGUGUAAAGGAGCCGGAGCACCCGCAGCGAACAAGCCUGGGACGGCUCAGGGAUCCUCCGAGUGCAAAUUAGGAGCCAAAUCAGGGGCUCUUGAUUUCGGUUCAGGCCCUGCUCUCAGGGUCCUGAAAGCGAGUCCCGUGUUGGGCUCUGCCCUGAGUGGAGAGUCGUCUUGAGAUUCUCUCCCUCUCUCCCUCUGCCCCCCACUCC